UGGGCUUUGUUCUUUCAGGGAGAGCUUUGCUCUGGUUAAGGGGGCGGUCCUUCUCCUUGAUGAAGGGGAGGAGCCAGAUGAUGAAAUCACCCGUUUGUCCAGGCCCUGCCCCACAGGCGGGCGCUCUGGCGCUCAGCAGCGACACCUGGAGGCCAUGAUUGCGCUACUGCGGCCAGAGGACAAACUGAAACUGGCUGUACAGUUGGAGUCAGUCAGUCCAGUCCGUGUAAGGUAUCUCUUGGUUGUUUCUACUCUCUCCCGAAAAUGUGAGAACCUCCUUUUGGGAAUGGACUUCCUCAAGACUGAUAGUGAUGACUGCACUAUCGGUCUUGUCCUGCCGAUCUGGAGCGACACGCAGGUGUAUCUGGAUGGAGACGGCGGCUUCAGUGUGGUGUCAGCAGAAGAGACCAGGAUCUUCAAACCCGUGUCAAUACAGACCAUGUGGUCCGUCCUCCAGGCUCUGCACCGCUGCUGUGAGAGUGCAGUGAUCGGCUCUGUCAUUCCGGGCUCCGGGCUGGACUGGGCCCAGCACUACAGGAUGCGGCUCGGCUCGGACAGGCACUGCAUCCACGAGUGGAACGCCAUGACCGAUCUGGAGUCUGUGCGCCGGGACUACUGCCGAGAGGGAGACAGAGCAAUGAUGGAGAGGAGGAUUAAGUCUCAGCUCAGAGAGAUCAUGUGGAAAGAGGACCUGGAGAACAUCACUUCCAAACAGGUGCGCUGUGCCCUGGAGCAGUGCCUUGGUGUGGACAUGAAGGACUACAAGGAGUUCAUCGAUAAUGAGAUGAUGGUCACCAUGGCUCAGAUGGACAAGCCUUCCAGGAUCUUCGACUAUCUGUACCUGGGGUCAGAAUGGAAUGCGGCCAAUUUUGAAGAGCUACAGAAAAACGGUGUGGGAUACAUACUGAACGUAACAAGAGAAAUAGACAACUUCUUUCCAGAGACAUUCACCUACCUCAACAUCCGAGUGUAUGAUGUAGAGACCACAGACCUCCUGUCUCACUGGAACAACACCUACCACUUCAUCCACAGAGCUAGGAUCGCGGGCAGCAGGGUUCUGGUUCACUGUAAGAUGGGGGUGAGCCGUUCAGCCUCCACAGUGGUGGCAUUUGUGAUGAAGGAGUAUGGCUGGUCACUCGAGGACACCCUGGGCCACAUCCGAGAGAGGAGGCCCAUCGUCCAGCCCAACGCAGGCUUCCUCAAGCAGUUGGCCACCUACAGUGGGAUUCUGCAGGCCAGCAAGCAGCGCCACAGCGCCCUCUGGAGGAGGAAGUCUCGGGAGAUGAGAGGGCUCCCCCUGCAGGGCGGGGAAGGCAGCGACUCCGAGAGCGAAGAGGAGGGGGAGGUGGAGAAGGACAGAGAGAGUGAGGGGGAGGGGGAG
Messenger RNA from Lepisosteus oculatus (spotted gar), 1381 nucleotides. Lineage: Eukaryota; Metazoa; Chordata; Actinopteri; Semionotiformes; Lepisosteidae. The record is from RefSeq and is a predicted model, not a curated record.